Molecule: messenger RNA, 4695 nt
Organism: Oncorhynchus tshawytscha (Chinook salmon)
Lineage: Eukaryota; Metazoa; Chordata; Actinopteri; Salmoniformes; Salmonidae
Product: protein tweety homolog 2-like
Exons: 14
Coding region: 387-2009 (540 amino acids)
Cellular component (GO): plasma membrane
Molecular function (GO): intracellularly calcium-gated chloride channel activity; volume-sensitive chloride channel activity
Source: RefSeq, a predicted model, not a curated record
UUACAUUUUUUUCAUUACUAUUCAUGUUCCUACUUUCAGGUUCUGCGCUCUCUCGCUUUGUCUCAAGCGUUUCUUAUUUCUACGCGCUCCCGUGUAGGGACGGCCCUUGUCUGUGGAAUGACUGAACCAGCAGACGGUAGCGGUAGGAUGGCUGUGGUUGAAACGGGCUGACCGGGCACGGUGUGCUAAUUUUCUUUUUCACGAAUACUUUUGGGAUGCUUUCCUUUAACGAUCUCCCUGCAUAUUUUGUCUACUGUGCGUGUGAACGAGUUUACAUUAUCCAGCAUGCUUUUUCAUUACUGUUUAUAGCUUUGUUACAGAAGACGGGACUGAGCUGUCGGUUUACUAGAGACCACUAGAUAUUGGAUAAUUAAACUCGGGCCAGGAUGUCUUCAAUACGGGAGGAUUAUAUGGCACCUUGGUGGACAUAUUGGCUACACAAUUUCCCUCAUGUCAACUUGAACUUUCAGCCCAUCGACAACACGUUCACCCCCCAGGAUCAGAACUACCAGCAGUCAUUAAUCUUCCUGGCCUGUAUGGUGGCUGCAGGGCUGGGCCUGAACCUGCUUUGCCUGGCCAUUUACCUGAGCUGCCUGUGCUGCUGUCGGAAAGACGAGGAGGAGGAGGAGAGCAAGAGCCCCAACUCCUGCUGUGUCACCUGGUCCGCCGUCACCGCCGGACUCCUCAGCUGCGCUGCUGUGGGAGUGGGUUUCUAUGGCAACAGCGAGACCAACGAUGGGGUGUACCAGCUGACGUACUCCCUGUACAACACCAAUCAUACCCUGGGAGGGGUCGACAGCCUGGUGACGGGCACCAUGGGUAGCAUGGAGAGUGGUCUGAAGCAGCACCUGGCGAGGUUGGAUGAGAUCUUCGCUACGCGGGGAGACUACGUACAGACCCUACGCUUCAUGCAGCAGAUGGCUGACAACGUCAUUAAACAGCUGUUGGGCCUGCCUGACUGGGACAUGACUAAAGUAGACCUGGCCGCUAUCGCAGACCAGACCACAUACAUAGAGUACUACAGGUGGCUCACCUACCUGCUGCUACUGAUUCUAGAUCUGGUGAUCUGUCUGGCGGCUUGCCUGGGCCUAGCCAAACAGUCUCGCUGGCUGCUGACAACUAUGAUGGUGUUUGGGGUGCUGACAUUGAUCCUGAGCUGGGCGUCUCUGGGAGCUGACCUGGCCUCUGCUGUGAGCACCAGUGACUUCUGUGUGACCCCAGAGAAGUUCAUCAUGAACCAGACCAAGGACCUAAUCAGUUCUGAGAUAGUGCAUUACUACCUGUACUGCAGCCAGGCCCUCCGCAACCCAUUCCAGCAGUCUCUGACCAUCUUCCAGAGGUCUCUGACCACCAUGCAGAUACAGAUACAGGGCCUGCUGCAGUUCGCUGUGCCUCUCUUCCCAACCGCCGAGAGAGACCUACUGGGCAUUCAGCACCUACUCAAUUCAUCAGAGGCUAGCCUCCACCAGCUAACUGCCCUACUGGACUGUAGAGGACUCAACAAGGACUACCUGGAUGCCCUGAUCGGUGUGUGUUAUGAUGGGGUAGAGGGCCUGCUCUACCUCUGCCUCUUCUCCAUCCUGGCAAUUUGUGCCUUCUGUGCCAUGCUGUGUGCCAUCCCCCGAGCAUGGACACAUAUCACCAGCAGGGAGCGUGAUUAUGACGAUAUAGACGAGGGUGACCCGUUUAACCCUCAGGCCAGACGCAUGACGACCCACGACUCCAACCAUGCCACCAACAUGCACAGCUUCUGCAGCUACAGCAGCAGUGUGGGCAGCCAGAGCAGCCUUCACCCGCCUGCCGCCCAGGCUGCCCAGACUGUGUCCAACGCACCCGUCUCAGAGUACAUGAACCAGUCAGCGUUGUUCGGGGGAAACCCGCGGUACGAGAACGUUCCUCUGAUCGGGAGAGGCUCUCCGCCCCCCUCGUACUCCCCCAGCAUGAGGGCUACAUACCUGUCCAUGACUGAGGACCAGAUCAGACACUUUGGGAAUGAUUUCCAGGCAUAGAGCUGCUCCUCCCUCCCUCCUCCUCUUUAAUCUCUGCUAUCUCCAAGAGGGUUCUCAUACAGGCAAACACACAUACACACACAACUACUCCAGAAGUGUGUGACUUUGUGGCUGCUACACAGACCCACUUCUCGUCCAACUCCCUGGACUGGACCAAGGCCUGAUAUGAGGAAAGGUGUGACACACACAGUUGUCACAUCCCAAACCCCAGAGCCAAGUGUCUAUGUCUUAGUCACCAUGACUCCAGCCCAUAGAAUUAGAAUGAUUCUAUUAUGUGAUUCUAUUCAAUCUAUUUCAGUUCUCCCUUGCUGUCUCCAGAGAAUGCAGCAAUGUAAAGCCCUACUAUUCCACUUCCACAUUGCAUGUUGUGUCCACUGUCUGAAGGUAUAGUCAAAAGAAAUUCUGCUAAAGUUCUCUUGGAAAUAACACCAAACUUUUCUAAUAGCUUUAGAUUUAAAUAUUUCGGUUUGUCUGCAGCAUUUGUUUUAGGCAAGACCUUUGAAAAUGUAAGAAAGAGAAAUUAUAUAUAUUUUUUAUUUUCAUUUCAUUUGACCUAUAACAUCAAACUUACAACAUGUCCUUAGGCCACCAAUUCAGUAUGUGAGUCCUCAUAUUUCCCAGCUCUUUGUGUAGUAGUAGUGUUGAAAAAAAAUGGUAAAAUGGAAAUUGUCAUAAUAAUGAUUUCUUUUAAAAACGCUAGCUUGAUUCAUUCACUCUGACGAGACAAUAGCAACUUUUACAGGAAAUUGCUUUUAUAAUGAUCUAUUGUUCAGAUACUAAUGAUAUGAUUAGUCUAUUUUGAAAUUAAACUUCUUCUAAAACAUAUGUUAAGAAUGGAAGCAUGUUUUUGUGCCUAUAACCACUCCCUAUUCACCUAAACAGAUGUUCUAUAAUAGCUACUGUAGGUCUAUGACUGUUAACUCAAAAGGAGGGACCAUACUAUGACUGUUGAUACCUGAUACUCCAACACAUUUGUAUUUGUUUAAAUUGGCCAGGAACAAGUACAUCAGAAAUGACAUUCACACUCUUAGAACUGGGAAGUGUCUACUGUCAAAGGGUCCUCCCAUUUCCUACACGGCUACAAACGACACAUACUAUAUAUGCCAUAAUAGUAGUUAUAUGUUUCCACAUACACCUCAGACCUAAACAUUGUGAAGCACAAACCUAACCCUGACUGUAUGGUAGGGCCUGGGAUAGUGGCCCUACACCAUGCCCUCCCUACACUAUGCCCUCUCUACACUAUGCCCUCCCUACACUAUGCCCUCCCUACACUAUGCCCUCCCUACACUAUGCCCUCCCUACACCAUGCCCUCUCUACACUAUGCCCUCCCUACACCAUGCCCUCUCUACACUAUCCCCUCCCUACACCAUGCCCUCCCUACACUAUCCCCUCCCUAAACUAUGCCCUCCCAACACUAUGCCCUCCCAACACUAUCCCCUCCCUACACUAUGCCCUCCCAACACUAUGCCCUCCCAACACUAUGCCCUCCCAACACUAUGCCCUCCCAACACUAUGCCCUCCCAACACUAUGCCCUCCCUAAACUAUGCCCUCCCAACACUAUGCCCUCCCAACACUAUGCCCUCCCAACACUAUGCCCUCCCAACACUAUGCCCUCCCAACACUAUGCCCUCCCAACACUAUCCCCUCCCUACACUAUGCCCUCCCAACACUAUGCCCUCCCAACACUAUGCCCUCCCAACACUAUGCCCUCCCAACACUAUGCCCUCCCUACACUAUGCCCUCCCAACACUAUGCCCUCCCAACACUAUGCCCUCCCAACACUAUCCCCUCCCUACACUAUGCCCUCCCAACACUAUGCCCUCCCAACACUAUGCCCUCCCAACACUAUGCCCUCCCAACACUAUGCCCUCCCAACACUAUGCCCUCCCAACACUAUCCCCUCCCUACACUAUGCCCUCCCAACACUAUGCCCUCCCAACACUAUGCCCUCCCAACACUAUGCCCUCCCUACACUAUGCCCCCCUACACUAUGCCCUCCCUACACUAUGCCCUCCCUACACUAUGCCCUCCCUACACUAUGCCCUCCCAACACUAUGCCCUCCCUACACUAUACAGAUACCCCUCUGUGUUGCAUGCUCUUCUCCAUUCAGAAAGUCCUGCACAGUGUCUGACACAGGAUUUUAUGUUUUGAGCCAUCAUUUGAACAGACUAAGACUGUUAUUUUGGACUACCGGUAUUCGUAUUUUCUUUUAUGGUUGUCCCAAUGUGCCACGGGUUGUGUUUUAAACCAAUAAAGCCCUUGGGAGCUGCUCUGCCACAAUAUCAGAUAUUUUUUCAGAGGCCAUUGUUAUAUGAUGGCAUUCAGUUGUAUGUAUAUUGUAAUAAAAACAUAUAAACUUGAGUUUUGGUCAUGACUUGGAAAUUGCUGAAAACUAUCAUGGCGGGAGAAAUUGUGUUCAGAUAUCAGUUUUAACCUGAUUAAUGAUAAUUGUCUUCCAUUUUGAGAAACAUAGUCAUACUCUUAAUGAACAUUCUGUUUUCAUCUUUUGUCAGUUCAUGUUUAAUUCUGUAGGGUUUUGUUAUGUUAUUUUAUGUUUAUUUUUCAGUUUGAGUCCAUGUGAAGUAGCACUGUCUUCAACCAUUGAGAGUGAUGAUUGAUUUCUAUGUAUCCUCAGAGAUGGGGUGUCAUUGUAAGUUAAUAAAAUACUUUUGUGUAGCUAGUA